AUGAGUUUAAAACAACAGAUCGCGGUCCAGCCUCUGGGUCCUGGCCAUUUCCGCUCCGUCAACUACCCGACACGAAUGGGGGCUCUUUCUGAAUUUGUUUUCGGGGGAAAUACUAUUGCAAUUGCAGUAAAUGCAGCUCAUCAAACACUCGACAGUAAAUACCAUCUAUACUCGAUCUGCGGCUAUUUUAUCCGCCCUGCAACAACCGACCGCAAGCUCUUAUGCCAUGUUGAGAGUAUCAGAGACAGCAAAAGCUUCGAAACUCGUCAGAUUCGAGUCUCCCAAUCAAGCGAUGACGGUUCAGUCAAGCUUUGUCUAAUAGCAUUGGCGGAUUUUCAUAUCGAGGAGCCCCGGUCGCUUGUGACCUAUUCAGCUCCUCAUGAAACUAUACCCUCAUCGGACGUCCUUAGUCACACGAACUCGACUACGACAACAAACAUCAAGAAGACCUCUGACCUUUAUAGGAACAUUGAAUGCUUUGUCGAUUUGAGGCCAAUCCCUGACAAUAACCCAAGCCGGGAUAGAGCAGAGCAGAAUCCAGGUGCAGACAGCAUCCCAUCUGCACCGUCAAUGGUUACCAAAGAGAUGUUUCGGAUAUCGGAGCCACUCGAUAACGAAGCGGAACAGGUAUCCGCGCUCGCAUUCUAUACGGACAAAGGUCUGGCAUAUCUUCCAGCGAUUCAUGGAAGACAAGACUUAUGGCAAGCUAGUGCUUGCGCGACGUUGGAGUUUUCUCUUCGGAUAUUUGCCCAUGGAUUGAAUUUUGGAAAUUGGCAUUUGUCAGAGCAAAAGACAGUUGUGGCAGGAAACGCAAGAGCUUUCAGCGAGGGGAGAGUCUGGGAUGAGAACGGCUCCAUGGUUGCGAGUAUGACCCAACAAACCAUUUUUCGCCCUGGCUCGGAACUUGGUUCUCGUUUGUAA
Aspergillus melleus is the source of this 921-nucleotide messenger RNA. Its product is annotated as thioesterase family protein. Gene Ontology annotation, molecular function: fatty acyl-CoA hydrolase activity. The transcript has a single exon. The coding region runs from base 1 to 921 and encodes 306 amino acids. Gene Ontology annotation, cellular component: peroxisomal matrix. The record is from RefSeq and is a predicted model, not a curated record. Gene Ontology annotation, biological process: fatty acid catabolic process; acyl-CoA metabolic process. Lineage: Eukaryota; Fungi; Ascomycota; Eurotiomycetes; Eurotiales; Aspergillaceae.